This is a messenger RNA of Pogona vitticeps (central bearded dragon), 3801 nucleotides long. It is a transcript of the gene MMD, whose product is annotated as monocyte to macrophage differentiation associated. Gene Ontology annotation, cellular component: membrane. Gene Ontology annotation, molecular function: pore-forming activity. The record is from RefSeq and is a predicted model, not a curated record. NCBI's taxonomy places the organism in Eukaryota, Metazoa, Chordata, Lepidosauria, Squamata, Agamidae.
AGCACCCGACUCUUUGCCACCCAUUGUUCUCCCGCCGUUUCCUUCCUCCUCCCUCCUCCUCCUCCUCCUCCGAGCCCUCAGAAGAGAGGCGGGAUUUCUCCUCCCAGGCCCGGCAUCGACUGACACUUCGGGGGCGGGCCGGAGCCCAGGCCGGGCGGGCUUUGAGCCCCUGAGCUGGCGCCGCUAGCGGUCCAAGCCAGAGCCCCCGACCGAGAGCCCGCCGCCGGCUUGACGCUCCCCCUCGCCCCCCCCCCAGGGCGCAGACACGCAGGGCGGCGACGCAACUCGGGAGGGUCGGUGGGUGGGUAGAAAAAGACGAGGCAACCCCCGGCCUGGCUUCGCCUCGCCGCCGUCUCUCUCGCUACCUCCGCUCGGGGCUGGCAAGCCAAUGAGGGCCCGGACUCCGGCCCUCUCCGCCUCAGGAGCCGCCCGGAGCCCCCCGUGCCGACCCCCGGCUCUCGACCAGGCGGGCGGAGUGGACCCCCAUGCGGCGGCUCCAGGAGAAGUUCCGGAGAUUUAUGAACCAUCCCGCUCCAGCAAACAGUCGGUACAAACCCACUUGUUAUGAGCAUGCUGCUAACUGUUACACUCACGCGUUUCUCAUUGUUCCAGCCAUUGUGGGGAGUGCUCUGCUUCAUCGGCUUUCUGAUGAUCGAUGGGAAAAGAUAACAGCAUGGAUGUAUGGAGUUGGUCUGUGCGCCCUCUUCAUCGUUUCCACGGUGUUUCAUAUCAUUUCAUGGAAAAAGAGUCAUUUAAGGACAAUGGAGCACUGUUUCCAUAUAUGUGACAGAGUGAUGAUCUAUAUCUUCAUUGCGGCAUCAUAUGCACCGUGGUUAAAUCUUCGUGAACUUGGACCUCUGGCAUCCCAUAUGCGUUGGUUUAUCUGGCUGAUGGCUGCAGGAGGAGCCACUUACGUAUUUCUCUACCAUGAAAAGUAUAAAAUUGUAGAGCUUUUCUUCUAUCUAGCAAUGGGCUUUUCUCCUGCACUAGUCGUGACUUCCAUGAGUAACACUGACGGACUACAAGAGGUUGCCUGGGGAGGUCUGAUUUAUUGCAUGGGGGUGAUCUUCUUCAAGUGUGAUGGAGUGAUCCCGUUUGCCCAUGCCAUCUGGCAUCUGUUCGUCGCUACUGCGGCGGCAGUUCAUUAUUAUGCUAUCUGGAAGUAUCUUUACAGGAGCCCUGCAGAUAUCAUCCGUCAUUUAUGAUAUUAAACACAAAUACGCACGCACAGCAUGCGCGCAGACACACACACACUUCUGCAGGCUACUCUGUGCCUCCGACUCAGUAUUACUUGGGUAAUAGAAAUUCUGAGGAAGUGGGUCAAAAUAUUGCACGGGGACCGGGGGGGGGGUAAAUGCACUGACUCUGAUUUCUGAACACAUUUACUGUGAACUGGAGUGAUAAAAAUGUUUCCUAGAAUCACUGUUUAUCUGUCAAGUGCUGGGCACAUUAGUUCUCUGAAACUUUUCCUUGGGUAGCCCCUAUUGGAAUGAAUAGGAAUCAGGCCAAGAGAAGAUGAUGCAUCUCCUAUUCAUUUCAGUGUGGCUUGCACACAGGUAAUUCCGUUUGUUAUUGCAUCCACCAUCAUUAUCAGGGGGCUACUAUCCAGCACACAUAUUGGGAGGAGACAUUUUGGUUGAAAACAUCAUGCUGCAUUAUAAAUAGUCUAUUCCACAUUUACAGGGAAAACAGCAUAAAAAUGUUUGGUGGCCUGAUGUUUACAAAUCCUUUGUGUCUGGUUGUGUGUUUUUUUAAAAUGUAUUUAAUGGAUUUAAUUUCUGCAAUGUUACAUUUCUGCAUUUUAAAUGACAGCUUUAAAUUGUAGCAGUUAAUGCAUUAGCAAAGACCCAGUUCCCCUUUCUUGGGGGGUGGGGGUGGGGGGAAAGGUUGCUUUCUACCACUUUUUCGGGAACUAUUUGAUAACACAGAAGACACAGAUAGAUAGGUUUUAUCUCUCCCCCACGAAUCAAUUGUACUAAUGUAACUUUUUAUAUUUUAAAAGGAACUUUUUAAACAGAACUUUAGAAAUGCACACAGCCUACAUUUCUGCUGUUUUACCUACAAUGAAACUGCAAGUUACAUUCCAGAUUCUGUCCUGAUACUGUACUAUACCUCAAUUAAAAGCUUUUAUUAAAAGGCUGUGAUUGAUAAUUAGGAAUUCCAAAAUUGGCUUUGCUGAGUCUUAACUUGCUACCCUUUGUGGUAAACUGAACUGUCUAAUUUGGGGUUGUUUUUUUUUUAAGCAUACCAAUAGUUCUAUCUGACACAUGGAAUUCAUCAUGCUAUGCCAUUUCUAGAGGCAGAUGUGUUGCAUACCCAAGAAGGCUCUCCAGAAAUGGUGGCUCUAGUCCUUCAUGUGGCCAGCAGCUAAGAACUGAAAAAAAUAAUCUGAAUUACUCUCAAGCAACAGUAAUGUUGUAGGUGUGUUAAGACAUUUUGGUGCUUAAAUGACGCUUACAGUGCAAUCCUAUGCACAGUGAGAAAUAAGUCUCACGAUGUUCAUUCAGACUUACUCGAGUGCAUCUCUAGAAUGUUCAAGACAGCUAGUUUAGGCCACUAAUUCUUGUUGGGUGUAAAUCGGUGACAUCUAUCUUUUUUUUUAAAAAAAACAAACACUUUAUCCUAAUACUUGCUGAUAAGUUUUGAGUAUUAAUAGUUUAAUUAAUUCAUCCUGCACCCAAAUGGCCUUUUCAGGGAGGGAAGCUUGCUAGGUCUCGUCAGUCUGGGACAUAAAGUAGGGAAACUGGGCAUCUGGGACAAUGAAAUUUGGUAGCAAUUUUACAGUAGAAAACAUGCAUCAAAUGUUAGACUCUUUUUUGUAAUGAUCGGUGUCCGGUUACUGUAGUGUGUCCCACUGUACUAUGAAUGUCUUAUAUUAAGAUUGAAUUUAUUCUUUUUUCUAACUUGCUGUUUUUCAUAUCAGUGUUUUAAACAAAAGAAAUCAAACACGUUGCCUUUUUCAGAUAUUACUCUGGAUAUUUUGCCUGUCAAAACAGUAGAUCUGUACUAUAGAAAUGAUGUUGGGGGCAAGAGGUUUUCCCUUGAGGUGAUGUAUAAUCUCCACUCAACUUGUUAAGUGGUUUUGUUUAUAUUUUAGAAUGAGGUGCAUUUGUAUACAAUUUUGCAGGAUGCGGCAAAUGCUUGUGUUAAAAUAACUUGGUUUCCAUGUAGUAUUAGCUGAUGACUUGCACAGUUGUUGUCCCACUCCAGAGACACAUCUGAGCUCUUCAGGGCACCAAGAUAUACAUUAGUGUUCUGAAGAAGCAGUAGUUACUCCACUGGAGUCAGUAUGGCACAUAUUCUGCAUUCACACUAUCGCACAGAAUGGAGGGGUUCACAAAGUUCUAAGCAGAGCACUGGAAGACCUUGGUGGGGCUAGAACAGAUUUCUUUGAGUUAGUGUGCAAAUAAAACAUCAGAAUAGAAGAUAUUUACUGUGACAGUCCUGGAACUUCUGAAUGCUGUCUGUUGUCUUUGUUGUCUCCCCUUUAAAAAAAAAAAACCUAAUGUGAUCGUCUUUGAAUAUAUUCACUUUUUGUGCAUUCUUGUAUUCAAGUACAGUAUUGUUCUGACCACUAAAAUAUAUGUAAAGCUUUCCACAUUUGUCAAAACUUGCUCCAAUUAAUUCUGCUACUUUUGUGGGAAUUACUCUUUUUACUGUGUUGGUUUUUAAGGGUGAAAGCAUUUUGUUUUGGGUUUUUUAAAAACAACGAUAACUAAACUCGCCAAAUAUAUUUUUGUUUCUGUCUUGUCCCCAAAGGUAUAAAUGUACUAGAGUAAUGCAAAUAAACAUUUUGUGCAA